AUGACGGUUCGGAGAGGAAAGAAGCUCAGCAUCUCCAUCCAGGAACACAUGGCCAUAGACGUUUGCCCCGGCCCCAUCAGACCCAUCCGCCAGAUCUCCGCCUACUUCCCCCGCCUGUCCCCCACCUCCCCCACCCCCGUCUCCCCGAACCCCACCGUGUCCCCGCCGCCGUCCCUCAGCCCCGGCUCGGUGGCGUCUGGAAUGGGCGGGUCUCACCUCCUGUCUCCUCUGUUGGCCCAGGGCAGGCCGGGCGGGGGCGGGUCCCUAUCCCUGACCAGCAGCGUGGACACGUCGGUGGAGAUCAACAGCGACGACAGCGACGACUGCACUGCUCUGGGAACGCUGGAGUUCGAGCUGAAGUACGAGCAGAGCUCCAACAAGCUGCACUGCACCGUGAUCCGGGCCAAGGGUCUGAAGCCGAUGGACUUCAAUGGUUUAGCUGACCCGUACGUCAAACUGCACCUGCUGCCCGGAGCCUGUAAGGCCAAUAAGCUGAAAACGAGGACGAUCCGUAACUCUCUGAAUCCAGUGUGGAAUGAAACGCUCACUUAUGUCGGCAUCACAGAGGAAGACAUGCACAGGAAGACCCUCAGGUUGUCCGUGUGCGACGAGGACAAGUUGACUCAUAAUGAGUUAAUCGGGGAGUCCCGAGUCCCUCUGAAGCGCGUGAAACCCGACCAGACGAAACAUUUCCACACCUGCCUGGAGCAUCCGCCACCGCUUCCCUCUCCGACUGCCAUGGGUGAAGCCCUGAGAGGAAUUUCCUGCUACUUACGAGAGUGGGAGAACGAGCAGCUGCACAGCCUGGAGGAGCGAGGUCGUCUUCUCCUCACCCUUCAGUUCCUGCCUCCUGUCAGUCUGGAGGAUAAAGCCGUAGAAGGAGGUGGAGGUGAAGGUCGUCGCAACGGCGGUCUCUGUGUGGGCGUGAAGCGCUGCGCCCACUUGGCAGCCAUGGAUGUUAAUGGAUUCUCUGACCCCUACGUGAAAAUAUACCUGAAGCCUGACAUAGAGAAGAAAUCCAAGCACAAAACGGCCGUGAUGAAAAGGACCCUGAACCCCGAAUUUAACGAGGAGUUCUUCUAUGAGAUCUCCCUGUCAGAGCUGGCCAACAAGACUCUGGAGGUCACAGUGUGGGACUACGACCUGGGUCGCUCCAACGACUUCAUAGGUGGCGUCUGUCUGAGCUCCAAGUCCCAGGGCGACGCCCUCCGUCACUGGACUGACUGCCUGAAGAACAAGGGCCAAAGGGUGGAGCGGUGGCACAUCCUGACCAACGAGCUGCCGCGAACCCUCAGCCACGACUAAACCUGAGCAGCGGCGUCCAUGCAUGCAGACAGUCGCUGUCAAUGUUCACAGAGAUUCUCGGGGUUUUUACAGCACAGACGUGAGCGACUUCAGCACAGGAAACGGCGGUAACUUAGUGGACAAGUGUAUUAUAAUAUGAGCCGCCGUGAGAGCAGGGCGAGGCCGGAGCAGCAUGGUGGUGUGCCUUCAUUAUUGAUCUGUAAGUCAUCUGGAGCAAAGAGGCCGUUGGGUACAUCAGCAGCGUCACAUCUGCCCUCAGCAUCAGGUCACAAAAAUACGUAACUGGGUCAAACUCAUGAAGGGUGGAACUCUCCGAUUUAACAAACAGCAUUUACAGAAACUAAGGGGCUGGACCAGGCGUUAAAAUAAAAUAAAAAAAAUAAAACAAAAACCUCAAAAGUUUUGAGAAAAGUUGCAAAUUUGCCACAAAAAAUUCACAUUUUGUAAACGUUAUUUUAUUUGACAUGU
Messenger RNA from Oreochromis aureus, 1773 nucleotides. It is a transcript of the gene doc2a, whose product is annotated as double C2-like domains, alpha. The record is from RefSeq and is a predicted model, not a curated record. NCBI's taxonomy places the organism in Eukaryota, Metazoa, Chordata, Actinopteri, Cichliformes, Cichlidae. The transcript is spliced from 10 exons. The coding region runs from base 1 to 1305 and encodes 434 amino acids.